GCUGCCCUUCCAAAGGCCACUGUACUGGAUCUGUCCUGCAAUAAACUGAGUACUCUACCGUCGGAUUUCUGUGGCCUCACACACCUGGUGAAGCUGGACCUGAGUAAGAACAAGCUGCAGCAUCUGCCGGCAGACUUUGGUCGUCUGGUCAACCUCCAGCACCUGGAUCUCCUCAACAACAGGCUAGUCACCCUGCCUGUCAGCUUUGCUCAGCUCAAGAAUCUGAAGUGGCUGGACCUGAAGGAUAACCCCCUAGAUCCUGUCCUGGCCAAAGUGGCAGGCGAUUGCUUGGAUGAGAAGCAGUGUAAGCAGUGUGCAAACAAGGUGUUACAGCACAUGAAGGCUGUGCAGGCAGAUCAGGAGCGCGAGAGGCAGCGGCGGCUGGAAGCAGAACGAGAGGCAGAGAAGAAGCGGGAGGCUAAGCAGCGAGCUAAGGAAGCUCAGGAGCGGGAAGUGCGGAAGCGGGAAAAGGCGGAAGAGAAGGAGCGUCGCAGAAAGGAGUAUGAUGCCCUCAAAGCAGCCAAGCGGGAACAAGAGAAGAAACCUAAGAAGGAAACAAAUCAGGCCCCAAAAUCUAAGUCUGGCUCCCGGCCCCGCAAGCCACCACCCCGGAAACAUCCCCGGUCCUGGGCUGUGCUGAAGCUGCUGCUGCUUCUGCUGUUGCUGUGUGUGGCAGGUGGGCUGGUUGCUUGUCGGGUGACAGAGCUGCAGCAGCAGCCCUUCUGCACCAGCCUGAACACCAUCUAUGACAAUGCAGUCCAGAGUCUGCGGCGCCAUGAGAUCCUCCAGUGGGUUCUCCAGACCGACUCUAAGCAGUGAGCUUGUCCUCAGCACCUGCUGCCUCCCAGCCUUGGAGCUUGGAUUCCUAUGGAAUUGGGUUCUGCUGGACACAACCUCUUUUUAGCAUCAGGCCUACCUGCCAUCAUCAAAUGGCUGCCAAUUGGUACUUGAGACCUCCUCUUUGUAGGACUUCUUUGUUCCUUAGGGUUCCCUGGUGGAAUGAAGAGAAAUGGGAGGUGGGGGAUAUAUACCUGCAUGCCUAAUGGAAUAGGCUUGGGGUUGGGGAGAGAGAAAACAUAGCCUUUUCUAGUUAUACAAAGCUGUGUAAAGGCAAGGCUUGUGUCUACUAAAUGGUCAGCUGUCACUACAUUUAUACUUUUGUAUGUCACAAACCCUCUUUCAUUCCUCCCUGGGUAACCAGGGCAGAUCAGGAGGCAGUAUGUUUUGGGGAUUAGGGGAACACCAUACUCAGCAAAUUCAGCCUAAAUUGUGGGGAGGAGUGUACCUAUUUUCUUAAGGACCUCAGACAUUCAAGUAUUUUAGUGACCAUAACAAAAUCUCCAGCUGUGAAAGGGACUUCGACCAAACAGUCCAAUAUAACACUUGCAGACAGAGAAACCGGGGUCUUCUGCGACUUGCCUAUGGUCUCCCAGCUAUUUUGAGGCAGAACUGGACUCCUAUUCUGGUAUUCUUUCUUUCCUUUACAUCAUUUUGCCUACUUUAUAAUGUCCUGAGAGAACAGAUCCCACACUAGAAUUGAAUAUGUUUUAGCCGAAGUAUAGGAUCUUUCACGGUAGACAGAUUCAUACUCACAAACAGAAAUCUCAUGCUAUCAGGGUCUUGGACAGCUCCUGUGGAGUUCUGCCCCAGCUUAUGUGGCUUCCAUAAAAUGGCAGCAGUCCAGGCUCCUUGCCUCAAUUUUAGAGCAUUAACUUGCUGAUUGCCACUAAGCAAGGAGGUGGAUCUCUGCAAAGCUACAUUGUCUAUGACAGCUCUGUUAGCACUUGGUGUGAUUAAAUACCUCAAAGGCAACCUGAAGACUCAGCUUCAUAGACACAGGUUUAGAAUUGAUUCGAGACCUGUAAUGAAGGGAAUGAAUGAGUGGAAAUGAGUAGGAAGUGAAGGGAAGCAAGUUGCACCAGGGAGCUGAAAAGUGGCACAUUAACUGAUGACUAGCACAAAGAAGGGCAGCACUGUGAUUCUUUUGUCUGCUAGAUUGAGCAUGUUCUUGCCUCGUUUGCUUCUUCUUUUCCCAACAGCUGGAUGAAGGAAUCAGAAAUGACUGUUAUGGUGCUCGUUCAAGCUCCUUGCCUCCCUGCAAGGAGCAAGAAUCUGUCAUAGUUCAGAGACAAGGAGGGCAAAGUCCAGCUUUUUGGCCCUGGUGGCCCAUUUGGAUAGGACUUCCACUCAUGACUGUCCUGAUACUGGAAGAAAGGACUUUCUCUCCCCACCCCAAGGAUAGCUCUACUGCCUAGGUCCACAUCUUACUCAAAAUCACUACACAUUCCUUUAGUCUUCCUCAAGCUCCAGAGCUGUUGGUACAAAUGCUUUAUUGAAACUAAACACAUAUUACAUAAGAUGAGAAUAAGAUAAUACAGAAGUCAGCAUAGUCAUCACACCCUAUUCCUUGGCUGGUCGAGGCAGUUCUGUGGCUGAGCCUAGUCAAGCCAACCCACAGGCGACAGUUCACUCAUGUCUUUGAGAUUUGAUGCUAAUUCUUUUGGAUUUCUACAAUUAUUAAAUACGUGUCUGAGUG
This is a messenger RNA of Galeopterus variegatus (Sunda flying lemur), 2536 nucleotides long. RefSeq names its product leucine-rich repeat-containing protein 59. The transcript is spliced from 6 exons. The annotation marks the transcript as partial. The record is from RefSeq and is a predicted model, not a curated record. Gene Ontology annotation, molecular function: protein binding. NCBI's taxonomy places the organism in Eukaryota, Metazoa, Chordata, Mammalia, Dermoptera, Cynocephalidae.